CGAGCCACCCCCGCGGGCGGCGGGAAGCGAGGCGAUGGCGGCGGGCGGGUUCAGAACGGUGGAACCUUUGGAGUACUACAGGAGGUUCUUGAAAGAAAACUGUCGACCGGACGGGAGGGAGCUUGGUGAAUUCCGGACCACCACUGUCAACGUAGGUUCAAUUACUACUGCAGACGGCUCUGCUCUUGUGAAGCUCGGAAACAUGACUGUGAUCUGCGGCAUAAAAGCGGAAUUUGCAGCACCCCCUGUUGAUUCCAGCAAUAAAGGAUAUAUUGUUCCUAACGUGGAUCUGCCUCCGCUCUGCUCGUCACGAUUCCGACCAGGACCACCAGGAGAAGAGGCCCAGGCAGCGAGCCAGUUCAUGGCCGAUCUGAUCGAAAAUUCACAGGUAGUAAGGAAAGAAGAUCUGUGCAUCGUAGACGGGAAGCUUGCUUGGGUCCUAUACUGUGAUAUUAUAUGCUUGGACUACGACGGGAACCUUCUGGACGCCUGCGUGUGUGCUCUUCUAGCAGCUUUAAAAAAUGUGCAGUUGCCCGCUGUCCGUAUAAACGAAGAAACCGGUUUAGCGGAAGUCAACCUGAAAGAAAAGACUGCUCUGACGGUCAGGAAGGAGCCGGUGGCCGCCUCGUUUGUGCUGUUUGACUCGCUCGUGAUUGUCGACCCGACCGCAGAAGAGGAGGACUUGGCGACUGGCACAGUGACAAUCGUCACUGAUGAGGAAGGCAAACUGUGUUCUGUUCAUAAACCAGGGGGGAGUGCGCUGAUGGGGGCCAAACUUCAAGACUGCAUCGGCCGCGCCAAGACGAGACACAAGGAAGUGAAGAAGCUCCUGGAUACAUUGAUCAAAAGUGUGGAGGGAACAUAGGCAGCCAAUGGGGGGGGG
This is a messenger RNA of Gekko japonicus, 883 nucleotides long. RefSeq names its product exosome component 8 (gene EXOSC8). Lineage: Eukaryota; Metazoa; Chordata; Lepidosauria; Squamata; Gekkonidae. The record is from RefSeq and is a predicted model, not a curated record. Gene Ontology annotation, biological process: TRAMP-dependent tRNA surveillance pathway; U4 snRNA 3'-end processing; nuclear polyadenylation-dependent rRNA catabolic process. Gene Ontology annotation, cellular component: cytoplasmic exosome (RNase complex); nuclear exosome (RNase complex). Bases 35 to 865 code for a protein of 276 amino acids. The transcript is spliced from 11 exons.